Messenger RNA from Xenia sp. Carnegie-2017, 294 nucleotides. RefSeq names its product protein O-linked-mannose beta-1,2-N-acetylglucosaminyltransferase 1-like. The coding region runs from base 52 to 294 and encodes 80 amino acids. Gene Ontology annotation, cellular component: Golgi membrane. Gene Ontology annotation, molecular function: beta-1,3-galactosyl-O-glycosyl-glycoprotein beta-1,3-N-acetylglucosaminyltransferase activity. Gene Ontology annotation, biological process: protein O-linked glycosylation via N-acetylgalactosamine. The transcript has 3 exons. NCBI's taxonomy places the organism in Eukaryota, Metazoa, Cnidaria, Anthozoa, Malacalcyonacea, Xeniidae. The record is from RefSeq and is a predicted model, not a curated record.
UACAAGCGAACAUUGACAGAGACGUUUAAUGCUUAUCCCAAUGCUCAGUAUAUGAUUAUUUUGGAAGAAGAUUUAGACGUAUCUGUGGACAUAUUUAGUUAUUUUAAUCAAUUUUUGCCUUUAAUGGAUACAGAUGAAAGUCUGUACUGUAUAUUGGCGUGGAAUGAUCAGGGUUAUGAUCACACAUGUAAUGAUCCUGCAAUGUUAUAUCGUGUAGAAACAAUGCCUGGUUUAGGCUGGUUGCUCAAACGACGACUUUAUAAAGAGAACUUGAGCCAAAAUGGCCAACCCUGA